CUUCACGAUUUCUUAACCAAAUCUUCUUCCCUCCUCCCGAAAUGGGGGGGGAGAGCGUUGGAGUGAGAGUCAGAGAGUGAGGGAGAGCCAACCCCGCCGUGAUCCUUCUCCCAUUUGACGCCAUGAUUCAUCGAUCAACAUCCUUCCUUCGGCUCCUGAAGAGGGGUAGGGAGGCCUUCCCCUCUGCUGCUCAUUAUCGGUUCCUUUCGUCUGCGGCAGACGUAGCGGCCACUCCCACGGCGGACUCCGCCUUCAUCGAAGCAUGGAUGAAGAUCGUGCCUAACAUCGACCCACCUAAAACUCCUCUCUCCUUCAUGAGUCCCCGCCCGCCUGUCCCUUCCUCCAUUCCCUCCAAACUCACCGUCAAUUUCGUGCUUCCCUACCAGUCGGAGCUGUCGUCCAAGGAGGUUGACAUGGUCAUUAUCCCAGCUACGACAGGGCAGAUGGGAGUCUUGCCUGGCCAUGUUUCAACAAUUGCCGAAUUGAAACCUGGAAUUGUCUCAGUUCACGAGGGAAACGAUGUGACGAAGUAUUUCAUUAGCAGUGGUUUUGCGUUCAUCCAUGCAAAUUCCUUUGCAGAUAUAGUUGCUGUAGAAGCAAUGCCAAUUGACCGUAUUGAUCCAAGUCUGGUCCAGAAGGGGCUGGCUGAUUUUCAACAUAAGCUAAACACAGCAUCAACUGAGCUAGAGAAGGCGGAAGCACAAAUUGGUAUAGAUGUUCAUAGUGCCCUUAAUUCUGCUCUUGCUGGUUAAACUGUGUACCCUGGUGCCCUUUUUUUCUUGCUGGAGUAUGCUUGUUAAAGGAAUUAGUUGGUUUUUUCUUUUUGCACCGACUGUGUUGUCCCUUGGGGGUUAAUUUGGCCUCUUCUCAUUUGAAUUACCAUUUGGAAUAACCAAAUUUUCUUGCUUCAUUUAAUUACAGAUACAAAAUUUGGCUUGUUUCCAAAUGGUGUUUUAGUUUCUAUUUCUAUUACAUUGUUUUGAACCAGUGACUGCAUUUAUUUCUGACGGAACAUAUAUUGGUGAUUUCUUGAAAGUUUUCA
This is a messenger RNA of Nymphaea colorata (pocket water lily), 1042 nucleotides long. Its product is annotated as ATP synthase subunit delta', mitochondrial-like. The transcript is spliced from 2 exons. Gene Ontology annotation, molecular function: proton-transporting ATP synthase activity, rotational mechanism. NCBI's taxonomy places the organism in Eukaryota, Viridiplantae, Streptophyta, Magnoliopsida, Nymphaeales, Nymphaeaceae. The record is from RefSeq and is a predicted model, not a curated record. Gene Ontology annotation, biological process: proton motive force-driven ATP synthesis. Bases 123 to 752 code for a protein of 209 amino acids.